This is a messenger RNA of Rotaria sp. Silwood1, 654 nucleotides long. The record is from the annotation of a GenBank genome assembly. Lineage: Eukaryota; Metazoa; Rotifera; Eurotatoria; Philodinida; Philodinidae.
AUGCUUUCAUCUCGUUUGAACAAUCAAUUAAAACCAUCAUUGGUUUUAGUAAUGGACGAAAAUUCAUCGAAUUCAUCAUUAGGUUUUCAAUUUGCUUGUGCUUAUGCCUGCGAAACUGUUGAUAAAAUACAUGUUAUUGAUAUGUUUGAUGAUAUUCAUUCAACGAAAACAAUAGAAGAAUGUUUGAAAAUAACCAAUGAAAAAAAUUUAAUUAUUAUUGAAUCUCUUCCUUGGUUAUUAUUACGAACAUCACAAGGAGAUUUAUCACGUUUAUUACAUAAUUGGAGCAAAUCGAAUAUUGUUAUUGCUGUGGUACCAUUAGACUGUAUCGAAGAAAAUUCAUUUCUUAAAAGUCUUGUUUCAAUUUCAUACAUAACAAUACGUAUUAAAAAUCUUCCAAAAUCGGAAACAAUCGAAGCAAGAAUUGAACAACGAUCACGGACAAAUGUUGAUACAAUUAAAUCUUCCGAUGUUACGGCUAAUCUAACAUUUAACCUUCGCCUUAAAGAUGAUGAACUUGUUGCAAAAAAUAAUCUUGUUUUACCAUAUACAAAGCAACAAACGCAAGUAUCAAGCGAUAGUUGUACAAUACAUUAUUCAUAUGAUAAAGAAGAUGAUAUUGAUGAAGAUGAAGAUGAUGAUUUAAAUUUGUGA